Messenger RNA from Lates calcarifer (barramundi perch), 1534 nucleotides. It is a transcript of the gene atp6v1d, whose product is annotated as ATPase H+ transporting V1 subunit D. Gene Ontology annotation, molecular function: proton-transporting ATPase activity, rotational mechanism. NCBI's taxonomy places the organism in Eukaryota, Metazoa, Chordata, Actinopteri, Centropomidae. The transcript has 9 exons. Gene Ontology annotation, cellular component: proton-transporting V-type ATPase complex. The record is from RefSeq and is a predicted model, not a curated record. The coding region runs from base 195 to 941 and encodes 248 amino acids.
AUCACGGACAGAGAGUAGGACAAGAUCACGACCGUCAGCUCGGUGUAUGCGGCUAAUCCUGCGCGAAAAACAACCGCUUUUCUUAUUCUACAUGUUAAAUUUAAUACUUUAAGGCUAAAGCAAAACGUUUCGGUAUUUAUUUGAGGAAACGGAGGUAAUCAGAAGACAGCAAUCAUCGACCAAAAGACGAGAACAUGUCUGGAAAAGAAAGGAUCGACAUAUUCCCCUCCAGAAUGGCUCAGACCAUCAUGAAGGCUCGGCUGAAAGGGGCACAGACCGGCCGCAACCUGCUCAAGAAGAAAUCUGACGCCCUCUCCAUGCGCUUCCGUCAGAUCCUUCGCAAAAUUAUUGAAACUAAGACCAAGAUGGGAGAGGUGAUGAGAGAGGCGGCCUUUUCUUUGGCUGAAGCCAAAUUUGCAGCUGGAGACUUUAGCACAACUGUAAUCCAGAAUGUCAACAAAGCCCAAGUGAAGGUCCGAGCCAAGAAAGACAACGUGGCAGGUGUUACCCUACCAGUUUUUGAGCACUACCAAGAAGGCGGGGACAGUUAUGAGCUGACUGGUCUGGCCAGAGGAGGAGAGCAGCUCUCCAGGUUGAAGAGGAACUACGCCAGAGCUGUGGAGCUGCUGGUGGAGUUGGCCUCCUUACAGACAUCCUUUGUCACACUGGAUGAAGCCAUAAAAAUUACCAACCGCCGUGUGAACGCUAUUGAGCAUGUGAUUAUCCCCAGGAUUGAUCGCACCCUCACCUACAUCAUCACAGAACUGGAUGAGAGAGAACGAGAGGAGUUCUACAGGCUGAAAAAGAUCCAAGAGAAGAAGAAGCAGCUCAGGGAAAAGACAGAUAAGGAGAUUGCAGAACGCCUGGCUAAGCUGGGUCCCAUCGCCGAGCCCACCAACAUGCUGACAGAGGAGAUGGAUGAAGAUCUGCUGUUCGAGUGAUGGGGCUCCCUCAGUCCGACAGUCACCGACUUCACCCGUCAACCUAUUUAUUCUGUGCCUCUCUGGCCAAGUCUAUGUCUUCUCAUGCAAGUGAUGGAAGUUGUUGUUGUUGUUUUUUUGUGUACUUGUCGUUGAUGAUUUGUUCUAUCAUUUCAGUGCUGGAAGGUACUGUGUGGUUUUUUGUUUUCCAGAUGUGUCACUGUACAGAACCAAACACUUGGCAGUUCCCCCACGUAAGGGAGUCAGUUAACUGUUAUAAAAUAACUUACAUAAUAAGAAUAUAAGUAUGUUUACACAUGGUUUGCGAGUGACAUUAAAGAAGCAUUCCGUGUGACUGGUCGACCUGUAGAUACUUCAGUCUGCUCACAACAUUGCAUGCUGUAAAGCGUCAGGUGGUUGUGGAUUUCAAUGAGUGUGUGAGUCCAUGUUGUGGAGGCCCGUUCCACUGCUGACCUCAUAUCACGGGGUUGUUGUUCCCUCAACUGAUGAGGAUUGUUUACCAUUGCACCAGAACCCCUAACCCUGCUGUAAAAUGUGUGCAAGUUAACAAGACCCAAAACUACAUCCAAAUAAAGAUGUUCUAAAAUAUUCAA